Messenger RNA from Polyodon spathula (Mississippi paddlefish), 2694 nucleotides. Its product is annotated as brain-specific angiogenesis inhibitor 1-associated protein 2-like. The record is from RefSeq and is a predicted model, not a curated record. The coding region runs from base 163 to 2076 and encodes 637 amino acids. NCBI's taxonomy places the organism in Eukaryota, Metazoa, Chordata, Actinopteri, Acipenseriformes, Polyodontidae. Gene Ontology annotation, cellular component: nucleoplasm; cytosol. Gene Ontology annotation, biological process: actin crosslink formation; plasma membrane organization; positive regulation of actin filament polymerization. Gene Ontology annotation, molecular function: cytoskeletal adaptor activity; protein binding. The transcript has 14 exons.
AUAAAAGGAUUGCAUUAGUUUAAACCCGUUCAGAACAAGCAUAGCUAAACGUUUUCUUUUUUAAAAAACAUUUUGUUAUCGUAAAAAGAAGACUGCAAGUGGCAUUAAGGUCCUCCGGGUUAAAUCUGCACAAAAUCAAUCGUCAGCGGAAUCACAGCUGCCAUGUCCCGAUCUGAUGAAGUAAACAAAAUGACAGAAAAUGUGUACAAGGUAAUUCUUGAGCAGUUCAACCCCGGUCUAAAGAAUUUCGUCACUAUGGGAAAAAAUUAUGAGAAAGCCUUAACUGGGGUCUCUCUGGCUGCUAAAGGAUAUUUUGAUGCUCUGGUGAAGCUGGGAGAGCUGGCGAGUGACAGUCAGGGAUCCAAAGAGUUGGGGGACACGCUGUUUCAAAUGGCCGAAGUUCACCGACAGAUUCAAGUGCAGCUGGAAGAAGUGUUGAAGCUUUUCCACUCGGAGCUGCUUUCCCAGCUGGAACAGAAACUUGAGCUGGAUCUGAAAUACCUGACGGCCACUCUGAAGAAGUACCAGGGAGAGAGGAGAUCAAAAUCAGACUCCAUUGAGCGCUGUCAGUCCGAGCUCAAGAAAUUGAGGAGGAAGAGCCAGGGGAGCAGGCACCCCCAAAAAUACGGGGACCGAGAGAUGCAGUUCGUGGAGCUGAUGAGUCGACGGCAGGGGGAGUUGGAUCAGCUGGUUGCCGCGGGUUACCGCUCAGCGCUCACGGAAGAGAGGCGCCGCUAUUGCUUCCUGGUGGACCGUCAGUGUGCCGUCACCAAACACUUCAACAUGUACCACAGCAAGGUGAGGGAGCUGCUGUCUCAGAAGCUGUCUUGCUGGCAGGAGUCCUGCUCCCAGCCCACCAGACUGCCAGAGAGAGCGUUGAACCUAGUGCGGCAGACUGCAGCCAGCUCCGGGAAUGCUGGGAUCGCCGAGGUCCUCCGAAAUGCUAAACUGGGAAACGCAGCAGCUCUGGAACUGGGAGGAAGUCAUAGGCUCUCUGUACAGGAAGUCCCGCCCCUCCCAAACGGCGCCGCCCACCGCAACCAAGGAAGAGACACGCCCACUAGCAACGAGCCAUCCCAGAAUUCCUCCGCCGCUGGCUCUCGUUCCCAGACACCCGUCUCCCAUCAUGGACCCCUUCUCUCGAGUUUUCCCAACCCCCACAGUCCGCCUCUUUCUCUAACCCCAAACACCACGGUUACCCACAAUGCACCAUCCUCAUCUCAUAAUAUUUCCCACAAUGCAACAUCGCAUCAAUCGGUUACCCAUAACCCCCCUCUUUCCAGACCACAGAGUCCUCCACUAUCCCACAAUCCUCCCUUCUCACGGUCCCACACCCCUGUAGACUGUCAGAUUCUGGUAGAAGAAAGGGAGAGUUUUCCUCCUUCCCAUGAGCCCCUUCUCACUCAGCACCUCCCUCCUCCAGUGUCCCAGAAUCCCCCUCUGCUCAAGGUCAGCGAUAUCUAUGCCACCAGCACCCUGCCACUGUCGCGGAAACAAGGACUCGAGGCUAGACUGCAUUUCCUGGGAGGGACUCUGCCCCGUGUCUCUCCCUCCCGUCCUCCUCAGGUCCUCGCUCUCUUCCCUCACUCUCCUCAAGGGGGCGGGCUGACAGAGGCAGUGGGCGGUGUCUCGUUACUUCACUUCCUACCCGGAGACAAGGUUGCCCUGCUCAUCUCGGAGCCGAGGGACGGCUGGCACUACGGAGAGAACGAGAGAACUGGCAGGAAAGGCUGGUUCCCUUUGUCAUACACUCAGCCUGUUCAGAAUUCCCCCGGCAGUCCAAUCCCAAGCCCCCCUCCUCCUGUCUCGAAGCUGAGUGGCAGCGUUGGGAACCUUGACAAGAUUGGCACCGGAGGAUCGAACCACACGAGCGGGGAGGAGGGCGAGGACCAGUACACUCCCCCUCCCAGAGUUAGUACCUUCCGACCCAGGCCCUACAGCAUGAUGAACCCAGACAUCUCACAGCUAGUUGUCGAUUUUGGAGCACCAACAUCCUCCCCAAACAGAAACCCGUUUGCUCAUGUGCGCCUCAGAAGGACGGUCACUAAUGAUCGCUCUGCGCCCCUCAUCCAAUGAGACGCUCCCUGUGCCAGGAUCCACCAAUCACAGCACGGGCACGACAAUGUUGUUUUUGUCUGUGUUCUGUUGGGGUUGGGAUAAAUGUUGCCUGUAUUCUAAGUUGGGGAAACUGGUGUUGGGGGGUUUAAUUAGUAGGUAGUUCUGAUUUUUUUUAUAGUUACUUGGUAUAACAGAGUGAAGACUGGGCGCGAACCUGCGAGAGUCUUUACCCACAAUGCACAUCUUUGCCUUAUGGAAUACAAUGAUCAGAAACGGUCUCUGUUUGCCACAGGGGGCAUCGUGUUUCCACUCUGCCUGCCCCGUUACCUGUGCUCUAUCUGCGUGAGACAAAGGCCUUUGUCUGCACCCUUCCUAAAAGGCUAGAAACCACACAGGAGGGUUAUAACCCUGCAAGACUUGUCAGAGAUUCAGAUGAAAUCCUGGUUUUGUGUGGAUGUUGCUGGAAGGGUUGUGCAAGUGGAAAAGAAGGAUUGAAGGAUGAUGCUUUUUCCAGAGUGUGUCGGUGUGGAGGGUGUGGGAGAGUUUCUGGGAGGGGUGGAGAGAGGAGGAUGGGAGUUAGGAUGUGAUGAGAAGGGGGGGAUGUUAGAGAAGGAAGCAGCGCAAAGUGACCACAGA